Messenger RNA from Pogoniulus pusillus (Red-fronted tinkerbird), 2713 nucleotides. It is a transcript of the gene EMCN, whose product is annotated as endomucin. The record is from RefSeq and is a predicted model, not a curated record. The transcript has 13 exons. Lineage: Eukaryota; Metazoa; Chordata; Aves; Piciformes; Lybiidae. The coding region runs from base 111 to 1049 and encodes 312 amino acids.
CUACACACCUUUUCCCAUGGAGUAAUUAAGGCCUGCCUCAGAGUGAGAAAGCACUCCCUGCCCAGCUGUGUAGCAGAGAGCUGGCAGCACCACCACUGCCACCAUCAAGUAUGAAGCGCCUGGGGAUUGCCUUCUUUUUCCUAGCUGUGCUCUGUGCUUGUGCUGUGGGAGAAGAUGUCCUUUCAACCAAUACUGUCACUCCAACCACUUCUGCCAAAACAACAAAACCUGCAGCACAAGAUGUGGACACAACAACUUCACAAAGAGCUCCACAAACAACUUCACAAACAACAUCGGUGCUGGCAACUGCAGCCAAAGCUACAAAUGUCUCCCUCACAACCACCCCUAGACCUUCUUCACCUAUCUACUACACUACACAAAAUACAACACAAGUUACAACAACAACCCCACCAGCAAACGUGACCACAGCAGCGACAGAGAAAAGUGACAGCCCAACAAAUACUACACAAGCAAGCGGAACGACACGAUUGGCAUUCAAUGAGACGUUGGAUUCUUCAUCUACUAAGGCAUGGUCAGUCUCCUCCACAACCUCCCUACAAAAUUCCACUUCUGUGCCUGGCACCUCAGGUCUUCCUGUGAGACUCACAACAGAAUCAACAAAUCUAGAUUCUGGCACUCCUAGAAGCAGUUCUGGAAGCAAGAAUAUGCCAAGCAAUGACAGCCACUAUUCCAGCAUUAUCUUGCCAGUUGUCAUCACCUUGAUAGUCAUUACCCUCUCUGUCUUCUCACUGGUGGCUUUGUAUAAAAUGUGCCAGAAGAAAGCUCCAGAGAGACAAGAGAACGGCACUGAACAGACCCAGUCAGAUAAAGAAGGAGUCAAACUUCUUUCUGUGAAGACAACUUCUCCUGAGACAGUUCUUGUAGCAGUGCGUGAUUUAUGUGAGGUUGGCUUCUCACUGCCCUCUGCCAACCUAUCUGAGCCCACAACUCCUCCUCCCUCAGGAGAGGUGUCACAAGGCAGGACCACAGGAGAGCACUCAUCUCAGGGGAAGAAUAAAACUCGACAAAUCUUCACAACUCAGCAAUAAAAAAAUGGGGAGCAGCUUUUUACAUCACAAUACGCAAGAGCAUCCCACCAAAGUUGGUUUCACAGGAAACGUGGAGCAGCUGAAGCUUCUUAAAUAGGCAGGACACUUGUGUUAAUGAUCAGCUGGUGACUUCUAAACCUCAAGUGUUUCCUGUCCCUUCUGGAAUGACAUGUAAUUUUUUUGAUGGCUUAAUAACUGGUAUAUCACAUGAAUUUAUUAUCUUCACAUAUAGCAAAAGCAAGAACACUUCUGAUAAGGUUGAAGAGAAUGCCAAAAAAACAACCAGGUGAUGUUAGAAUAGUGGUUACUAAGAAUGUUUUCUGCACAUACAGGGAGGAAUAUGUUAACACACUUUGGUGAACUUAUGGUAGAUAGGGUUCUUUUAAUUGUAUGUAGCAAAACACAAGCAGGGGCCUGACUCUUGAAACAGUCCUGGGCAAACUGCCACUUUGAAAACUGAUUCAGUGCCUUCCAUGAGGCUCCUCACUGUAGCACACACCUUGCUCUUCACAAAUGUUUACAGGAUGGGAUGCCUGGGUGAAAGGCUGACGUGUGUGGUUUAUUCUGUGAAAGGAGGCACAUAUCUUGCACACUGAGGCUCUUUGAAGUUCUGUAAAUUACUGAAUAUGAGCCUUGUAAUGUAGCAGGCAACAUAGUUUAUUUUCACCUGUUCCUUGGCUAAUUGCAUUAUGUGUGCUAUAAACGUCUCCUGCGUAGCCUGGGGCAAACAGCAGGGAUCAGCAGGAGAAGCAGUUUUGCAGAUGAGCAUUCUUCCCUCCAUUCCAAGCAAUGCAUGGGAAUCCUGUGGGUUGUUCUGGAAGUUUAAAGAGUGUUUCGAGUGCUAAUUAUAGACUCUCUUAAUUUAUACAGAGCUGGCAACUCAAAAAUAUCAAGUAGUGCUUCUACCUGCAUGUAUCCUACUUUUCCAGAACUGCAAAUGUUGGAAAAUUGUAUUACUGUGAGCACCUGCUCAGUCUCAGUCCACUGACCCUGGUAGCAUGCCAGAGCUGUUCUGCUGGUGAGUGGAGAGAAUGGUGGUGUGAACCAAGAGCCAGGACAAUGACCUAAGUUUUCAUACCUAUUGACACAAUGCUUUUGAGGAACCUCUUUCUCCAGUUUCCCUUUCUGAAAGGAUAAAGCUAACCUAGCAGUAUGGUGAGAGAUGGAGCAGAUUUGUGAGUAACUGUUUAUACAUGAAACUGAAGUGUUGCUCUCUUUGUGCUUGACUGUUGCUCUAAUUUCUACAUUGAUGGGUUAAAGAAUCUUCCAUCUCAGUGGCACCAAGAGAAACUUUGGAUGAAGCUCUGUAAAAGAGAGGAGCUAACAACUGUGCUCUCUAUGCUGCAGCUGAACUUACAUAGUUGAUUCUGGGUUGCUCAGGAGCAGAGGAGUCUUGGAUGCCUACUUCUGGAAAGGUCAGGACAUCUCAGAUAUACUAGUUGGCAUCAGCAGCCAUUCAGAUUCCUGAUUGCUGAAGUGUCCUAUGACAAAAAGCAAUCAAGCUGUUAAAAAAACAUAGUACUUGUAGCAUAUUGUGUCAUAGUGAAAGGAAGCUAGAAAGAAAUCAUUAAAAUCUUGCCAUAUAUAUAUAUUUGUUUAGAAAUUACCACAGUGUGUCAAGAAAAAGAAUGUUACUGCCUAUUAAAAGUUAUCCUCUUUAUUAA